This is a messenger RNA of Cyprinus carpio (common carp), 1544 nucleotides long. RefSeq names its product nuclear apoptosis-inducing factor 1 (gene naif1). Gene Ontology annotation, cellular component: nucleus. The record is from RefSeq and is a predicted model, not a curated record. NCBI's taxonomy places the organism in Eukaryota, Metazoa, Chordata, Actinopteri, Cypriniformes, Cyprinidae.
GUUGUUGUUGGAAGAGAAGUCGAUUCAAGAAGCCAUUACGCUGCGCAUUUGUGUCGGGACAAAAACUUACAAUUUUUACGUAUUCUACGCAAUAUUUUACGUAGAUAAAGCCAGUCAGCCCAAUUAAAUACAUUAUGGCAUCUCAGGCCAAAAAGAGAAAAACGAAUUUCUCCGAAAGGGAGGUGGAGAUCAUCGUGGAGGAGAUGGAGAAGCAAAAACACAUUUUAGUGAAUCAUUUUAACGCGGGCGUCACGCACAUCGCCAAGAACAGCGCGUGGACGGAGAUCCUGAAGCGCGUGAACGCCGUGAGCACCUGCCAGCGCGAGCUCGCGGAGGUCAAGAAGAAGUGGUCCGAUCUCAAGACGGAGGUGCGGCGCAAAGUGGCGCAGGCGCGGGCGGCCAUGGAGGGUACGGGAGACUGCAGCAGCGUGCCGGUCAUCCUGAGCUCCAUGCAGCAGCGCAUCUGCAAUCUGGUGGGAGAAGCGACCAUCAUCAGCCUUCCUGCGGCGGAGGCGGGCGCGGAGAUCGCGGUGCCCAUCAGCUCCGCGGCCAGCGUCGCGUUGACGCAAAGCAUUCAGUCAGCGGCUGCAGCAGCAUGUGAGAUAAAAACUCUCGAAGCCGAGACGACGUACCACACGCUGGAGGAAGGCAUGGUGGAGUACUGCACCGCCGAGACGCCGGUGACCGUCACCGCAGAGGCGCCGGUGGAGAUGCUGGCGCAGGCCGAGUGCAAACCGCAGGAACUGAAGAGCCGCAUCGCGCUCAACUCGGCCAAACUGCUGCAGGAGCACCGCGUCACCAACCUGCACGUGCGCGAGAUCGCCCAGCACCUGGAGAACCAGAACGACCUGCUGCAGAUGAUCCGCCGCUCGCAGGAGGCACAGGCCUGCGCGCAGGAGAGACAAGCCCAGGCUCUGGAGGGGACGCAGGCCGCCCUGCUCGCCCUCAUCCAGAUAUUCAGACCCGCUCUGAAGGACUUGAGGAAGUUUCUACAGAACGCCAACAGCGCAAACACUGCUCCGCCGGCUGCCGCAGAGACCGGAGAAGGAGCGGAAAACAUCCCGCCGCAGACAGAAGACGCAUAACAGAGACAAAUACGAGCGCGUUUGGGGUUCGGUGUGUGUGUGUGACCGUCUGGUCUAGAAUAGACUGUAAAUUAUUGUACAGCUCGGUGCCUCAAAGACUUUGUGCUUAUAUGUGUGUGAAUGAGUCAGGGAGACUUUAUGAGCGUGGCCAAAAUUCAGACGUUUAACUUUAAAAAUACCAUUUUGCGUUUGACAAUUUGAAGUUACUGUAAAGAUAUUUUUCUUUUAUAUUUGGUUGCUUAAAAAUCAAGUUGCAACACAUUUAAUCGGAUUGUUUUGGUGUGCAGUUGACCCUAAAACAAACAUGCAAAACCUCAAACACGAAUCUGGGUCAGAGACCUACAGAAAACACGACAGCGGUUCCAGUGACGGAAGACUUUGUGGAGGCUGUUCUUUCUUUAGCUUUUACGAAUUUGCCGUUUUUAUUUAAGCAUGCUUAAUAAAGAAACUCUCCACAUG